AUGGCGAGGGAGGUCACAAACAACCUAUUUGUGUUCUAUUUCGUCCACGAGAGGGACAUGAACCGUGUUAUCGAGGACGGGCCGUGGUCGUUUGAACAUAGCUUACUCUUGUUGAAGCGUGCUGACCCCAACACCCCUCCGUUCUCUGUUCCACUCAGCCAUGCAGAGUUUUGGAUCCAGGCUUAUAAUCUCCCGUGGAGCUUCCAAAACAAGAAGACGGCAGAAGCUAUUGGGUCUUUCCUGGGGGAGUUUGUCAAAAUGGACGAGGUGAACAUGACUGGCCUUUGGAAGCCGUUUAUGAGAGUGAGGGUUUGCAUUGACAUCUCCCUACCUCUCAAACGGAAAAUGAAGAUCCAGCCGAACAGAGGUGAAGCAUUUUACGUGGACUUCAAGUAUGAGAGGCUCCCUACGUUUUGUUUCAUUUGCGGCAUCAUUGGACAUAGCGAGAGAUUCUGUAGCAUGCAGUUUGAAGGAGUAACUGAAGACUUUGUUAGGCCUUUCAGAACCACUUUUGGGAACGCUAAUCAAGAGCAUGUACAGGGAGAAGAUGCAGGCAAAAAGAACGGGUCAGAGGAAGGGCAUUAUCCAGCAGAUCAAAGCAACCAAACUGACUUUGUUCAGAGUGUUGCAACACUAAAUGAAAAGCAUAAGGAACUGACCAACCAUUUAAUGUCCACAGAGUCAAGUUCAAACUUGGGCCUUUCUCAAUUCACUUAUGGAUCAAAUCUCUUGGAGCAAAGGAAACGGAAAGUGGGCCGAACCCAUGAAGAGUCCACAAACGAAGAUAAUAUGGGUAUGGACUUCUCCUUUCAGUUUGCUGAGCCAAAAAACUUGCUGGAGGCGGGACUUGGACCCCAGGCCCGCCAAGACCAAUGA
Messenger RNA from Ipomoea triloba (trilobed morning glory), 876 nucleotides. RefSeq lists its product as uncharacterized. The coding region runs from base 1 to 876 and encodes 291 amino acids. The record is from RefSeq and is a predicted model, not a curated record. Lineage: Eukaryota; Viridiplantae; Streptophyta; Magnoliopsida; Solanales; Convolvulaceae. The transcript has 2 exons.